AUGGCUCUGACACUUUCAAUAUUCUUACUUGUUCUACAAUGCGCUUUUUGUGCCCGAUACGACCCAAAUUGGGCUUCACUUGAUUCUCGACCACUUCCUGCCUGGUACGAUGAGGGAAAAGUUGGAAUUUUUCUUCACUGGGGAGUUUUCUCUGUGCCUGCAUUUGGCAGUGAAUGGUUCUGGUGGUACUGGCAAGGAGAGAAACAAUCUGCUGUUACACAAUAUAUGCAAGCAAACUACAGACCAGACUUUACAUAUGCAGAUUUUGCUCCCUUGUUUCAUGCUGAGUUUUACAAUCCUGCUCAGUGGGCAGACAUUUUCAAUGCUUCAGGAGCUAACUACCUUGUGCUGGUAUCUAAGCAUCACGAAGGUUUCACCAACUGGCCCUCUACCUACUCUUGGAACUGGAAUGCUGGAGAUGUGGGACCAAAAAGAGAUUUAGUGGGGGAGCUGGCAGACGCAGUCCGUCAGAGAACCAACAUCAAGUUUGGUGUGUAUCAUUCCAUGUUUGAAUGGUUCAACCCACUUUUUCUGCAAGAUCAAGCCAAUGGUUUCACAACACAGAAUUAUGUUAGGGCCAAAACCAUGCCAGAACUGUAUGAGCUUGUAAACAAGUAUAAGCCAGAGAUUGUCUGGUCUGAUGGAGAAUGGAUGGCUGCAGAUACCUACUGGAACUCCACUGAGUUUAUUGCCUGGCUUUAUAAUGAAAGCCCGGUGAAAGACACUGUGGUUGUGAAUGACAGAUGGGGAAACAACACACGCUGUGCCCAUGGAGGAUUCUGGGAUUGCAGUGAUCAUUAUACUCCAGGUACACUUGUUCCACACAAAUGGGAGAACUGUAUGACUAUUGACAAAUAUUCAUGGGGAUACAGAGCCAAUGCCCAAUUGUCAGAUAUUCACACAAUUGAAGAGUUAAUCACCCAGUUGGUAACUACAGUUAGUUUUGGUGGAAACAUGCUAUUCAAUGUUGGCCCUACUGCCUAUGGUGAAAUUGCUCCAGUUUAUGAGGAAAGACUGCGCCAGAUUGGAUCCUGGUUGAAUGUUAAUGGAGAGGCCAUAUACAAAACACAUGUAUGGACAUAUCAGAAUGAUUCUGUAGCUGACAAUGUUUGGUACACAGCACGAACCAACGGCUCCACAACAGUUUAUGCAAUUCUACUGUCUUGGCCUGAGGUUGGAAACCUGACACUUGGGCAUCCUGUAGCCUCACGAUCAACAGUCGUCUCUCUGGUUGGAUACCCUGGACAGUUUAAGUUCUUCUCGCCAAGUUCAGGUGGAAUCACAAUCAACAUUCCACCAAUCCCAGCUGGGCAGAUCCCAUGUGACUGGGCUUGGGUUUUCCGACUGGAAGGUCUUCAGAAUCAGAAUACCAAGUUAGAUAGCUUUGCAUUUUCCAAGAAAUUGAAAGCUUUGCAAAUGAGAAAAGAAUUUCCUAAGUUUCAAUAA
Candidula unifasciata is the source of this 1446-nucleotide messenger RNA. NCBI's taxonomy places the organism in Eukaryota, Metazoa, Mollusca, Gastropoda, Stylommatophora, Geomitridae. The record is from the annotation of a GenBank genome assembly.